This is a messenger RNA of Etheostoma cragini (Arkansas darter), 2296 nucleotides long. RefSeq names its product prolyl 4-hydroxylase, alpha polypeptide III (gene p4ha3). Gene Ontology annotation, molecular function: procollagen-proline 4-dioxygenase activity; iron ion binding; protein binding. Bases 204 to 1859 code for a protein of 551 amino acids. The transcript has 14 exons. NCBI's taxonomy places the organism in Eukaryota, Metazoa, Chordata, Actinopteri, Perciformes, Percidae. Gene Ontology annotation, biological process: peptidyl-proline hydroxylation to 4-hydroxy-L-proline. The record is from RefSeq and is a predicted model, not a curated record. Gene Ontology annotation, cellular component: endoplasmic reticulum.
CAGCGCUGAUCAUGCAGGUUUUAACUGUGUGACUGGGUUGCAGCAGGCUGCAGGCCAUGUCCCACACAGAAGGAGAAAGCUGAUGUCAGAGCAGAUGAUGAGGGAGACCCCCAUUUGGAAUUUAGAGGCGCUCUUGUAAAUCCUGAGGACCGUCAGUAGAGUUCAGGGCGGUGCGAGAGGAUCCCUCUCUCUGAAGAGAAGAAAUGCGUUUAUUAUCUGCGCUGGAGAUGAAGCAUCCCACAUGGCUUUGCUUCAUUUGGAGUCUCCUGACUGUAGCUGUGAUUCCAGUGUCUUUAGGGGAAAUGUACACGUCGCUGCUGAACGUGAAGCAGGCGAUCAGCGUCGAACGGAAGCUAAUCGAUUACUUGAGAGUUUAUAUCGACCACGAGUUUGAGAGACUGGAGGACAUCAAGCGCUUUUAUGCCAAAGUGUCAGACCUGCACACUGAAGUUUACAAAGGCCCGGCGACAGCGAUGGCCAACCCGCUGGUGGCAUUCACCCUAAUCAAACGGCUGCAUUCCGAGUGGCUGAAUGUAGUCUACAGCAACGAAGCCCUGGAGAACGCACAAGCCCUCAGGUCCAGUUAUGAGAAGGAAGAGGCCAAUCUGCCCAAACUGGAAGACCUCCAGGGGGCUGCCAAGGGGCUGAUGAGGCUGCAGGAUGUGUAUGCUCUCCAAGUUGCGAGCCUUGUGAGGGGUUGUUUCCAGAGAGUCACUAAAGGCAAGCCUAUUGAUAUCUACCUACCUGCAGUGUCUGUCUCGCUGUCUGGUGAUGACUGCUUUCUGGUUGGAAAGGUGGCCUACGAGCAGGAGGACUACUACCACUCUGUGCAGUGGUUGGAGGAGUCGGUACGUCUCUUCAGGGGCACAGGAGGCGAGUGGAGCCCUGAGAAUGAAGGGACUUUAGCGGAUGCUCUGGAUCACCUGGCCUUUUCUCACUUCAAAACAGGAAACAUUUCCUAUGCUAUAAGUCUAUCUCAGGAGUUACUGAACCAUGAUCCAAUGAACGGAAGAGUUUUGCAGAAUAUUGAGAAAUACGAGAAGCUGCUGGGUACAAGUCCACCCAUAUCAAUAAAUGGGCUGAGGAGACCCAGCUCCAAUUAUUUAGGAACCAGGGACACUUAUGAGAGGCUCUGCCAGACCCAAGGCUCUCAGCAGCCAAUGCUUUUUGAAAACCCCAGACUAUUCUGUGACUACUUCACCAACGGGAAUCCCGGACUGCUACUGCUGCCGGUGAGACGUGAGGUGCUGAGCCUGCGGCCGUAUGUGGUCCUGUACCACAACUUUAUCACUGACACAGAGGCUGAAGACAUCAAGAGGACAGCCCAGCCAGGCUUGAAACGAUCUGUGGUGGCAGAUGGAGAGAAACAAGCAACGGCAGAGUACCGCAUCAGCAAGAGUGCAUGGCUGAAGGGCUCAGCACACUCCAUUGUUGGGAAGCUGGACCAGAGGAUCUCCAUGCUCACAGGUCUGAAUGUGGAGCAUCCAUAUGGCGAGUACCUCCAAGUAGUGAAUUAUGGGAUUGGCGGCCAUUAUGAGCCUCAUUUUGACCAUGCUACAUCGCCUUCAAGUCCCGUGUUCAAGCUGAAAACUGGGAAUCGAGUGGCAACCUUUAUGAUAUAUCUCAGCUCUGUCGAGGCAGGUGGGUGCACAGCCUUCAUCUACGGCAACUUCAGCGUUCCCGUCAUGGAGAAAGCUGCCAUUUUCUGGUGGAAUCUCCAUAGAAAUGGUCAAGGAGACGCAGACACGCUGCACGCUGGCUGCCCUGUGCUUAUAGGGGACAAGUGGGUUGCAAACAAAUGGAUCCAUGAGCACGGCCAAGAGUUCCAACAUCGCUGCAGCCUGAAUCCUGAAGUGUGAGUGAGAGGGGUGGAGCGAUAGCUGGGCCCCUUGCAUUACAAGAGCCAGCCUCUACAAUUGAGAGGCACACUUGCAGGUAGAGAGAAGGAGGACGCCAGAAUGUGAGCACACAGGCAGGGGAGGUUUGAGCCGUCAUGGGGCAGCCUUCAUCUGCGAUUGGAGCCCCAGGCCCCAGGGAGCCUGAAGCAUACAGUGCUGAAGUGGACAUGGAUAGCACAAGGCUGAGAGGCUGGGUAGAAGUGGACUGGGGCAGUUGGCAAUCAGCCCCCAGAGGCCAAAUGCUCUCUUCAUCUUACUGGCCAGUUCCUGCAGAUGGAGUGAGGCCUCUGCAUGUGCAAACUGUGCUGGUUUCAGUAAAAUGUGCAAGGCCUCUCCUGCUUGCUUUAAAACUGAUGCAUCCCUUUUUCUACACUGGGCCCACUAUAGGGUCUGUCUUU